Molecule: messenger RNA, 1536 nt
Organism: Amoebophrya sp. A25
Lineage: Eukaryota; Dinophyceae; Syndiniales; Amoebophryaceae
Source: the annotation of a GenBank genome assembly
ACACACAGAAGCACGACUCUCGCUCCUCAAACUCAUCAUGCUCAUGAUCAUCUUCUUCGGACUCCGCAACGAUCCUUCACACCUGUAUUGCAAUCGCCCCGCACUGCCGAGCAUCUUGCUGCGGCCCGUGGCACGUCCUCGUCCAGCUUGUUUUGCUCGCCAGGUCUGCUCCUCACGCCGAGGGGCAUUGCUACAGGAAGUCGUGGGAGUUCGAGCGCGUCUACAGGACGUGGCGAAAUACCAUCUUCAGUAUCGCAGAUCACGACGCCUCGGCCUCUCGUUGUAGGCAGCAAUUCUACACCUGGAUUGUCAUCUCCUGCUCCAACAGCUGCUGUUGCUGGUCGCUACGCAACGUCCCAUACGAAUGCGACAGCGAGCAACCUGAGGGGCCAGAAUAGAAUCACUGCUUCUCGUCCUCCUUCCAAUAAUGCAUCUCCUGCACCUCCCGGGCUAAAAACAACUCCAACUCCUUCAUCAUCCGGUGCAGCUGGUAUUGAUACCUCUUCUUCUAACAUUCCGAUUCUUGCCUCUAGUGCUGCGUCAGCCUCGUCCGUGCCUUCACGUUUGGUCGCGCCUUCACCUCCGGCAGGUGUAGGUCAAAAUCCCCCUCAUCCUCGCACAGCACCUUCAGUUUCAGGGACUACAACUUCCCUUCUUAGCGUUCCACCUUCGUGUAAAUUAGGCCGAGGACCAGUUCCGCUUUCACCCAGGCUGCAUGUGCUUGCAAUGUCCCCGCGAGAAUACUCACUGGGCUUAACGCCACCUGCUUUGGAGUUCACACCACGAUUGAGCGCCGCAGCGUCUCCGGCUGUCACCGCGACCUGUAAGCUAGCAGCCAAAGGACCAGAUGAACAGACGAAAGCUACGCUCCAAAAUAUUGAAAAAAAGUUGUCGUGCCCCAUGAGAAGGGAUGGAAGCAGAAAAGACAUCACGACUACUUGGACCCCGACAGUCGUGAGCCAGAGAGAACCACAGAACUCCCAAAUCACGGGUCGGACCGAUGGAGAUCCUACGACUACUAGUACUAACGAGCUCCUACGGACGACAGUUACACGAACUGUGAUCGCACCUCCCUCUUCAGCGUCUCUACAAAGCGCACCACAUUCCUCAUCAGGUGGAAGCUUCUUCACGCGAUCUUCACAGUUGCGUAAUGAUCCAAGUACUGGCAUCCCUCUCCCUCGUCCUGGGGGAAAUUCUAUUUGUUCAUCCUCUACCGGUACCAUAGUUUGUACUCCGCCAAGUAGAGACCUUUUUCUGAGGCAGCAUGUUACAGGGUCGUUGAAGAUGGCAACAGGACCAGGCUCGACAGAUGCGCCAGGAGUAAGACCUGCGACUGCGAUCCAUACUCCGGGUAGUACCACGACCAUAGGUGUAGUUGGAGUGCCUCGUUCGUGCUCAGUACCGGGAUUGGUCGCGACAUCUCCAUCUGCCCAGCUGACCGAGUCGGGGUCGUGCACGUUCCUCUCUCCGUUCCCUACCCCGCGUUUCGGCAGAGACUCGUAAGGCGACGGCCGUCCGUGGAUUUUUGUACCGUAG